AGCAUCUCAUCUGGCUUCCGCCACUUUGCUACCCAUCGCAAAUGGGCUUCAACGGAAAUUCCUUUUCUUCUCAUAAUAGUCCUUCCCUGUCGAUGCUUUCGAACGCAUCUCCUCCAUCAAACUUGGAGUGGACAACGCUCAAUACUUGGUCGUUUCCUUUGUCCUCUCAGAAUCUCGAACAAUCGUCUUCUGAACCUUCGGCACUUACACCCAAUAACCCCAGCCUGUCGACAGGCCUCCCAAUCUCGAAUGAUGAUAUAAAGUCUUCCAUGACAUAUCCGUCAACCAUCUCUGCAGUGCAGAACUCACCUCAUCAGCAACGCGUUACAUCUUUCCUUCAUCAAUCUCAUGCUCCGCCCGCAAUUUCUCGCGCCCAUUCUGGAAAGGGCUCCAAUUCUUUUAUGUUGUUUCGAUCCGACUUCAUCAAAACCGGCCGUGUUCCCAAGGCUGUGGAAUGUCGCCAGCAGAACAUCAGCAAGAUUGCAGGCGAAUGCUGGAGGCUGAUGUCCGAUGAGGAGAAACAAAAGUGGCGCCAGAAGGCGGCAGAUGCGGCUCUUGAACAUAGUUCGAAGCACCCAAGUCACAAGUCCGAGCGGUCGUCUAGGAGUAAAUGCAGGCAGAGAACACAGGUUCGUGAGGAUCCCCAGGAGGCGCAAGUGAAGGAUCGCAUCCGGGAGAUACGCGAGAAGUAUUGCGGUGCACUUGGACCCGCACCCCCUCCUUUUCGAAGACGGAGGGCGAAGUCUAGUGGAAGGUUCUCCCAGGAUCGUUCAGCGUGGGGGACGACGAGCUUGCCUGCGUCUCGUGCAGUAACUCCGUCGACUGUGACGUGCUCUCCCUUCGACUCUCCUCUUCUUCCUCCAUCAGAGUUGGAGAGGAUGUCUCGACCGGAGAGCCGUACGAGCUCCGCAAUUUCUCAAGCAUCUCAUCGAAGCACGCCUGCUAACGACUCCCCAUCUCCCUUUGUGCGCGAUCUCUAUCUGCAUCGCCGUUGGCACCCGGUUGAUGCUGAUGCUGUUGAGGACAAGACAACCGUACUCGCAUUUGGACAUGUCACAACCCCCGUCAGGAUGGAACAAAUUUCUCCCAUGAUCCCCUUUGCAGGAGAUGAUAUCAGCCUCAUUCCCAGAGUUGAAGAUUCUGCUCCGAUGCUUGUAUCCGGGACGGAUGUCAUGAUGCCUAAGGACAGCGGUAGCCAAGGCUCUCCCGACCAAGCCUGGUUGGCGCAAUUCGAUGUUUUCGACACAUCCAUUCUGGAUCAGUCUGAAAGUCUACCACAGAUCACUCUUUCUGAAUACGCGGAGGGUCCAUCGAAUCCGCAAAUUCCGUACAUGAACUCUUUCCUCUCGGAUCCAUUAUUCCUGCCUUCGUUCUUUGAGCAGACUUACAGCACUUCGACUCGCACCCCCUCCGAGUUGGAGGGUGCAUUGCACGAGCAUCACCCUGCUUCUGGCUCAAAGACCCGGCCGCACCACAAUGCGUCGACAUCGUACUCGUCAAGCAGGAGCGCUCAGGCCAGCCGCCUGCAUUGACGCGAAGUAUCUCUCGUUUACAUUACUAUUUGUCUAAUUUUGAAGUUGUAUUUUUAGCCACUGAUGAAGCCCUCUGUAGCAAAUUCUCUCACCUAUCCGCCCUAUCGGGUCGCCGUCACUGUCUUUACUUCACGAUCCAGCUGUUUUCGAUAUAUCACGAUUAUUGUGUUACCGUGUAUUACUAGUACCUGACCUUCCGCUUAUAUUCCUCGAGAAAUUAUUGGUUAUUGUUUUAUAUUUACUUACGGAUUCUGAUCGAGUAGACUGUACACCAUGUCCAGCGUCUCUCAGAAAUCCUACUCACACGCGAUUAUCUCGCGCUGAGACAUU
Molecule: messenger RNA, 1862 nt
Organism: Heterobasidion irregulare TC 32-1
Lineage: Eukaryota; Fungi; Basidiomycota; Agaricomycetes; Russulales; Bondarzewiaceae
Exons: 3
Coding region: 42-1532 (496 amino acids)
Source: RefSeq, a predicted model, not a curated record